CUGUGCAAAUUACUGGUGACAUAUUGAUGGAAUACCAACAAAAAAAACAUAGGGUGAGCUGGAUUUAGAUAAAUAAUAUAAUCUCUGUUCUUUUUUCUGAGGAUAAUAACCAUCCAGGGUCUGGUCAGAUUUAAGAAGUGGGGUUAAAUGGCAAUACAACAACAUGCAAGAAAACUGGGGCUUCCAUUGAUGAAUCUUGUGAGAUUAAAUGGAACUCCCAUUUUAAAACAACUAUAUUUGGAGGAAAAGCUGCUUCGUACAUCGUCGGACAAUUGGUGUAUCAUAAAUGAUGGAGCAGAUACUCCUGCCAUUGUUAUGGGGAUCUCUGGGAAGCCUUCAGAACUUCUUAAAGUUGGGUCUAUCUUACGAGAACAGGUUCCAGUGAUUAGAAGGUUUACCGGGGGAGGCACUGUUGUUGUUGACAAUGGGACUAUUUUUGUCACCUUAAUAUGCAACAAGGAUGCUGUUCCUGGUGUGCAACCAUAUCCCCGUUCCGUCAUGUAUUGGAGUGGUCUGUUGUAUAAUGAAGUAUUUCGAGGGACUGGCGAUUUUCAACUGCUUGAGAAUGAUUAUGUCUUUGGUGAUCGCAAGUUUGGUGGAAAUGCUCAGUCUAUUACCAAAAACCGAUGGAUACACCACACCUCUUUUCUGUGGGAUUAUAAAGUGGGGAACAUGGCCUACCUGAAACAACCUGCCAGGGCUCCUAAGUACAGAUUGGCCAGAGACCACACAAAAUUUAUCUGCCGAAUGAAGGAUUACAUGCCUAGAUCAGUUUUCAUCGAGAAUACUAUUGAGGCAAUCGAAACCUAUUUCUCAGUGCAGCCGGCAAACUUGGAAGCCAUUGACACAUCUUCCGAAGCAAACUUUGUUCAUUCCACCAGACUUCUUACCAAGCAAGAACUUGAGGAAGCUUGUGAAUCUCAGCCAGAGAAUAUUGGUGUCAAUGUCUAAGUUUAUGAUUGAAUAGAAACUUAUUCUAGUUGGGAUUUGGGAACUGAAGAGGGCUGGCUUCACACUUGAUUUGUCAUUGUUUUGAGAGAGAGUAUUUUUCUCAAUUCUUGAUAUGAACAUGUGAGAUACAAUUUCAUUCCUAUGAUGCAUUAAAGUUAUGUAUAAUGUAUUUUUAUAUGUUUUUCUCUGGGACAAUACUACAUUUGCAACUUAAUCUUAUAAAUUUUUUCUUACAAU
This is a messenger RNA of Pistacia vera, 1188 nucleotides long. RefSeq lists its product as uncharacterized. The record is from RefSeq and is a predicted model, not a curated record. Gene Ontology annotation, cellular component: mitochondrion. Lineage: Eukaryota; Viridiplantae; Streptophyta; Magnoliopsida; Sapindales; Anacardiaceae. The transcript is spliced from 5 exons. Bases 148 to 951 code for a protein of 267 amino acids. Gene Ontology annotation, biological process: protein modification process.